CAUGUCCGGCCGGAGUUGGGCUUCUGUCCUAUAUCCUGCGUCGUGUUGGUGGGUUGUGGCUGCCCCAGAUCCGACAUCAGAACAACCGGGAGGACGAAGUGGAACUAGAGUCGGCUCGAUGAAGGCACUGAUCUUGGUGGGCGGUUAUGGGACGCGGCUUCGGCCGCUGACGCUGAGCACCCCGAAGCCACUGGUGGACUUCUGCAAUAAGCCCAUCUUGUUGCAUCAAGUGGAGGCACUGGCCGCGGCAGGCGUGGACCACGUGAUCCUGGCCGUGAGCUACAUGUCACAGGUGUUGGAGAAGGAAAUGAAGGCGCAGGAACAGAGGUUGGGAAUCCGAAUCUCCAUGUCCCAUGAAGAGGAGCCUUUGGGUACAGCUGGGCCCCUGGCACUGGCCCGUGACCUGCUCUCUGAGACUGCAGACCCUUUCUUCGUCCUCAAUAGUGACGUGAUCUGCGAUUUCCCUUUCCAAGCCAUGGUGCAGUUCCACCGGCACCAUGGCCAGGAGGGCUCUAUCCUGGUGACCAAGGUGGAGGAACCCUCCAAGUAUGGUGUGGUGGUGUGUGAGGCUGACACAGGUCGAAUUCACCGGUUCGUGGAGAAGCCACAGGUAUUUGUGUCCAAUAAGAUCAACGCAGGCAUGUACAUCCUGAGCCCUGCAGUGCUACAGCGCAUCCAGCUGCAGCCUACAUCCAUUGAGAAGGAGGUCUUCCCUGUUAUGGCCAAGGAGGGGCAGCUAUAUGCCAUGGAGCUGCAGGGCUUCUGGAUGGACAUUGGGCAACCCAAGGAUUUUCUCACUGGCAUGUGCCUCUUCCUGCAGUCACUGCGGCAGAAGCAGCCUGAGCGACUAUGCUCAGGCCCUGGCAUUGUAGGCAACGUGCUGGUGGACCCAAGUGCCCGCAUUGGCCAGAACUGCAGCAUUGGUCCCAACGUAAGCCUGGGUCCUGGUGUGGUAGUGGAGGAUGGUGUGUGUAUCCGGAGGUGUACAGUGCUGCGGGAUGCUCAUAUCCAUUCCCAUUCCUGGCUGGAGUCGUGCAUUGUGGGCUGGCGCUGCCGUGUGGGCCAAUGGGUUCGCAUGGAGAACGUGACAGUGCUGGGUGAGGAUGUCAUAGUUAAUGAUGAGCUGUACCUCAAUGGAGCUAGUGUGCUGCCACAUAAGUCUAUUGGCGAGUCUGUGCCAGAGCCUCGCAUCAUCAUGUGAGGAAUGCUGUGGGGCUGGCUGAGCCCUGGUUUUCCAAUUGUUAGGGGGAACACUGGCCUGAUACAUCAGAAGACCCUGGACUUGUUGCCAUUUGGGCAGGAUUGGAUGAGGCUGAAGCUGGUGGACACCUGCCUUCUCAUGUGAACAUAAUCUGGCAAAACCUCUGCUGGGCACCCUCCACAAACGCUACUCCCUCAAGAAGGGCUGGGACCAGGGCUGUGUGGAAUAAUAAUUUAAUGCUCACUGCG
Messenger RNA from Otolemur garnettii (small-eared galago), 1449 nucleotides. It is a transcript of the gene GMPPB, whose product is annotated as GDP-mannose pyrophosphorylase B. The coding region runs from base 2 to 1201 and encodes 399 amino acids. Gene Ontology annotation, cellular component: cytoplasm. The record is from RefSeq and is a predicted model, not a curated record. Gene Ontology annotation, biological process: cell wall mannoprotein biosynthetic process; GDP-mannose biosynthetic process. The transcript is spliced from 10 exons. Gene Ontology annotation, molecular function: mannose-1-phosphate guanylyltransferase (GTP) activity; GTP binding. NCBI's taxonomy places the organism in Eukaryota, Metazoa, Chordata, Mammalia, Primates, Galagidae.